Meira miltonrushii is the source of this 2480-nucleotide messenger RNA. RefSeq names its product FAD/NAD(P)-binding domain-containing protein. Bases 409 to 2235 code for a protein of 608 amino acids. The record is from RefSeq and is a predicted model, not a curated record. The transcript is spliced from 2 exons. NCBI's taxonomy places the organism in Eukaryota, Fungi, Basidiomycota, Exobasidiomycetes, Exobasidiales, Brachybasidiaceae.
UAUGCAUUAAGGCACUACUUUUACUCUGAUUGAUAGAAGUACCUGCAGAUUUGCUUGUGUGCGUUGCAAGACUUUUAAUGCUCGGGAAUGAGGCAAGUGUGUGCUUAAAGCCCGAGGCGAGAUAAAAGUAGCGUUAGCGUUGUAUAGCAUUGUAAGAUUUGGUCGGUAAGAAAGCAGAACCGGUGAUGAUAAUGUAUUUCCCCACAAUCAAGCUCGGUCUUCGGACACACACAAACGCAAUCAAAACCUUCAUCGUUUCUAAGAGACCGGUCUUUUGUGACAACAUCAAAAGGUGACUAGCGGUGCCGUUUUAUACGCCAAAGAGGAAAUUAAGCUUGCUCUGCUGUCACAAAAAAGUGCUCAGCAACACACCUUCUACUUUCUUCUCAUCCAUCACAAUCCCACAACAUGUCUACCUCAAAGACUGAACUGGAAGCGAUCAUCGUUGGUGCAGGUAUAAGUGGUAUUGCGACAGGUUGUCGAUUACAACUAGAUCUUGGCUUGAAAAAUUUCAAGAUUUUUGAUCGUGAUACAACAUGGGGUGGUACGUGGUUACAAAAUCAAUAUCCAGGUUGUGGCUGUGAUGUUCCAACCAGAUUAUACUCUUUAAGUUUCGCUCAACGUGCAAAUUGGAAACAAUUCUUUAGCUUACAAGAUGAAAUUCAUGAAUACUUACAAGACGUUGCAGAAGAAUUUCAUUUACCACGUAAAGCACACUUUCAACAUGAAGUCAUCUCGGCAACGUUUGAUGACGCAAAUGCACAUUGGAUCGUUCGUGUACGUGAUUUGCAAACGAAAGAAGAAAAGACUCAUACUGCACGUUUGCUUUUUUCUUGUGUAGGAGCUUUGAGCGUUCCAAGAAAAUGCGAUGUUCCGGGAUCAGAAUCUUUCCAAGGUCGCUUGUUCCAUAGCGCUCGUUGGGAAAAAGACGUUGACUUGCAAGAUCGUAAAGUGGUAAUUUUGGGUAAUGGCUGUACAGCUUCACAAAUCGUUCCUGCAAUCGCACCAAAAGUCAAACAAUUAACACAAAUCGUACGAGCAAAGCAUUGGUACGUUCCUCAUUUCGGAACACCAUUCGAAAAUCCAUUUUGGAAAUUCGUUCAACGUCAUUCACAGGCUUGGUGUGCAUUUGAACGUUUUUGUGUGGUUGUCUUGUGUGAAUCACACUUGCUACAAGCAUUCAGGAAAGAUGGUAAAGCAGCUCGUGAACGUGUGGCAGCUCGCUCAACAGCAUACAUCAAACGAUGUGCACCUGCGGAAUAUCAUGAUUUGUUGAUCCCUAAACCAGGUGAACUGGAAGUGGCAUGCAAACGCAGAAUCUUUGAUUCAACCUACAUUCCAUCUUUGGGACGUGAAAAUGUUGAAUUGACAGGUGAUCAAGCAGCAGAGAUUGUCAAAGAUGGUGUGAUUCUCAAAUCCGGCAGAAAGAUCGAAGCAGAUGUGAUCAUCUUAGCAAAUGGCUUCCAAACCGAUCAAUUUGCACUACAAAUGGAAAUCAAAAACGGUCAAGGAAAAACGUUGGAAGAUUAUUGGAAAAAAGAAACUGGCGUUCCACAAGCUUAUCGUACAUUCAUGUGUGCACCUUUCCCAAACAUGUUUAUCAUUUGGGGUCCAAAUGCUGUUACUGGACACUUUUCCGCUAUUUGGGGUCAAGAACGUGCAGUUGAAAUGGCAAUGAAAUUGGUUCGUCCGUUGUUCUUGACAGGCAAUAAAAACUUAACGCCAAUUCAACGUAGUCAUGGUAAAACUAUCCGAGUUCGUCGUUCUGCAGAAGAUUUCGAGCAAGUGUUCAUUCAAGCACAAAUGCAAUCAAUGAUUUACACCACCGGAUGUGGAUCUUGGUACGUUGAUCAAUAUACCGGCAAGGUAACAGCUGUCAAUCCAUCUUUCCAAACAACGAUUGCUUUCCGUAGCAAGUUCCCUUACUUCCCCGAUUAUGAGUAUCGUGGUAUUUCAUCAAGUGCUGCUUGGGGUGCUUGGCCAAUUGUGCAAAGACUUGGAAGUUUAUUGCGUUUAGGUGCGACACCUGACGUUUCCCAGAAGCGAUACAACAUCCUCGUUAGCUUACUCUUGGCGCCAUUGUGGAUCGUACGUUAUAUUAUCAGACGAUCUGCUGUUCGUUCUUUGCAAGGUCUUUCUUGGUUCAUCGAUUUGGUCUUCCCGUACAACAGGCCAAAGCCAUAUUCACCUUCCAAUUCCGAUGUGAAUCGUGAAGCAAAAAAGCUCGCUUAUUGAGCUCAACAUAAAAACAGUACGACAUCUGUAUAGCUUUUUAUUCAAAGUUUCUUGAAUUUAUUCUUUUUUCCAUCUCGACUAUGUUAGUCUCUUUCCCCCCAGUCUAGGUAUGGCGGGCUACCAAGUUGAUCCCGAAGGCCAUGGCAUCCUUUUGUUCUCGAAGGAAAUGUCCCCGUCGGCUCAACCGGAUUGCAAAGAUGGAAUCAUAUUUCCAUAUCCACUAGGUCGAAUCGUCCCGUGAGGGC